Messenger RNA from Triplophysa dalaica, 2505 nucleotides. Its product is annotated as protocadherin beta-15-like. The coding region runs from base 24 to 2459 and encodes 811 amino acids. The record is from RefSeq and is a predicted model, not a curated record. Lineage: Eukaryota; Metazoa; Chordata; Actinopteri; Cypriniformes; Nemacheilidae. Gene Ontology annotation, biological process: homophilic cell-cell adhesion. Gene Ontology annotation, cellular component: plasma membrane. Gene Ontology annotation, molecular function: calcium ion binding. The transcript is spliced from 2 exons.
UGUUUUAAUUUGUAUCAUCCCAAAUGGAAUUCCAAAGCUUUUGGGUAAAUGGACGACUGUUUGGCUUUUUGUUCUUCAUGAUCAUGGCGCACAACGCAAAUGGAGAUGUGAGCUAUUCCAUUCCGGAGGAGAUGAAGCGAGGAUAUUUGAUUGGAAAUAUAGCUAAAGAUCUCGGACUCGAUGUAAGCAUGCUGUCGUCUCGUAAGGCUCGCAUUGACCCUGAAGGUAACAGAAAACGAUACUGCAAUAUUAAUCUACAUUCAGGUGAUCUUAUUGUUGCGGAUAGGAUAGACAGAGAAGAGAUAUGUGAGAAAAAGGCACCGUGUGUUAUAAAACAAGAGCUCGUGCUGGAAAAUCCAUUGGAGCUGUUUCGUAUCAUUCUCACUAUUGAAGACAUCAAUGAUAAUUCACCGCAGUUUACAGAAAGCGUUAUUAAAUUCGAAAUAAGGGAAUCCGCAGACAAAGAAUCUCGUUACUUAUUGGAUGAGGCACACGAUGCGGAUAUUGGUGUUAAUUCAGUGCAGUCAUACACAUUACAAAAUAAUGAACAUUUUCUACUAAGUGUCCUUACUGGGGCAAAUGGAGGAAAAUAUGGCGAGCUCGUGCUGAAAAAAGAGUUGGAUCGUGAGCACCAGAAAGAGGUGACUUUAAUUCUUACUGCGGUUGACGGUGGGACUCCACCGAGAUCAGGUACUGUAGCCAUACACAUUACUGUGCUGGAUGCUAAUGAUAAUGCUCCAGUCUUUAGUCAGGCCGUCUAUAAAGUCAGUCUUCCUGAAAAUUCUCCUGUAGAUACUGUAGUGGUUACAGUCAGCGCUACUGAUGCUGACGAAGGACAAAACGGAGAGGUGACAUAUGCGUUUGGCCAUUUAUCUGAAACCCUUCGACAGUUAUUUCUCCUUGAUGUAAAGUCUGGAGAAAUUAAAGUAGUUGGGAAUAUUGAUUAUGAGGAGAAAAACUCUAUUGAACUGCCAGUUCAAGCUAAAGAUGGUCAAGGGCUUGCUGGUCGAUCUAUUGUAUUAUUAGAUGUUGUUGAUGUGAAUGAUAACGCUCCUUUUAUAAUAAUUAAAUCUCUGAAUAGUCCUGUUCCCGAGAAUGCGUCACCCGGUACAGAGGUUGGCAUCAUAAAUGUGCAGGACAGAGACUCUGAGAACAACGGACAGGUGCGCUGUUCCAUUCACCAAAACAUCCCAUUUAAACUUGUUCCUUCAGUCAAAAAUUACUAUUCUCUAGUGAUCACAGGUGAAUUAGACCGUGAGUUAGUGUCUGAUUAUAAUAUCACAAUUACUGCUACUGAUGAGGGCUCUCCGCCUUUAUUUUCUAAAAGGUAUAUUCACUUUACCGUAGCUGACGUGAAUGAUAAUCCACCUGUAUUUGAAGAGCAGAAUUACAGAGCUCACGUGCAAGAAAAUAACAAACCAGGCUCAUCUAUAUGUACAGUUUCAGCUACAGACCCGGACUGGCGACAGAAUGGCACUGUAGUUUAUUCUCUGUUACCUUCUGACGUGAAAGUUUCAGCAGUUUCCUCCUUUUUAUCCAUUAACGGAGAUACCGGCGUCAUUCAUGCCGUGAGGUCGUUUGAUUUUGAACAGUUGAAAAGUUUUGAAGUGCUGGUGUUAGCCAGAGAUAACGGUUCUCCUCCUCUGAGCAGUAACGUGACUCUGAGUGUCUUGAUAACGGAUGAGAAUGACAACACCCCUCAGAUAUUAUACCCCUCUUCGGACGGAAAUUCCUUCAUGACCGAGAUGGUACCCAAAGCUGCUCAGGCGGGCUCUCUGGUGUCCAAGGUGAUCGCCGUGGACGCAGAUUCCGGACAGAACGCGUGGCUCACCUAUCACAUUAUAAAAGCGAGUGAUCCGGGACUUUUCACUAUCGGUGUUCACAGUGGUGAAAUCAGGACACAGCGAGACCUUUCGGAGUCUGACAGCAUGAAACAGAACAUUAUUGUCUCCGUAAGAGAUAACGGACAACCUUUCCUCUCUGCCACGUGCGCAUUAUAUUUACUUAUAUCAGAUAACUUGGCUGAAGUCCCAGAACUGAAAGACAUGUCUCAUGACGAGAGCAGCUCCAAACUCACUUUUUAUUUGAUCAUCGCGCUGGUCUCCGUUUCAACUUUCUUCAUGACCUUCAUCAUCAUCAUUCUGGCCGUGAGGUUUUGUCGCAGGAGAAAGCCCAGACUGUUGUUUGAUGGAGCUGUAGCCAUUCCCAGCGCGUAUCUGCCUCCAAAUUACGCAGAGGUGGACGGCGCGGGAACUCUCCGCAGCACUUACAAUUAUGACGCAUACCUGACCACGGGCUCGCGCACAAGUGAUUUCAAGUUCAUCAGAUCUUAUAAUGAGGGCAAACUGACUGCUGACAUGACGCUGAAAAAGACGCAGUCUGCUUUGGAUGAUCUUGGGGGACUUGAUUCGGAAAUUGAUGAUUCGUUUCAGAUCCAGCAUCUGCCGGGAUUAAACUGAUGAGGUUUAUUGACUAUGAGGAGGAGAGUGUUAUCAUACUACCAAA